AUGCACGCUUUGCGUCGUGAGAAGUGGCAGGGAAAGAAGAAACACAGCGACAUUAUUGUGGACGAGGAUUGCAGUAUUUGUCAAGAUGCUUAUAAGCCGGAGGAGACACUUGUUGUGCUGGAUUGCAAGCACGCAUAUCAUGAAGAAUGCUGCUUGAUGUGGCUGAAAACCAAUGGUGUCUGUCCUAUUUGCAGGGCACCCGUCAAGGAAAGCAAUGGUCAAGCAGCGAACACUCCUGCACCAUCGGCACCGGCAUCAGCAGGACAGGAAUCUAGGGAUCGCAUCGAACAGGAAGCUCAGACUGAAAUGCCACCGGAGCCGAGAUCCUUCCUUCCCCAAUUUAUACUCCCUUUCGUCAAUACGCGUGGUCAGCAAGGGUCACCCGCUCCCGGACUUCAGCGUCAAGACUUUCUACCUGAAGAUGAGCUGGAUUGA
Molecule: messenger RNA, 435 nt
Organism: Protomyces lactucae-debilis
Lineage: Eukaryota; Fungi; Ascomycota; Taphrinomycetes; Taphrinales; Protomycetaceae
Exons: 1
Coding region: 1-435 (144 amino acids)
Biological process (GO): protein ubiquitination
Cellular component (GO): endoplasmic reticulum
Molecular function (GO): ubiquitin-protein transferase activity
Source: RefSeq, a predicted model, not a curated record